CUCCAGCCCCGCCCCUCCGUACCCACAGGCUCGGGCCAGCCGGGCCGCGGGUCCCCGACAGGGGGCGGCCUCGCUCCGCACCGCGGACACCUCGGCAGCCACCGCCCGGGCUGCCGCUCCUCCCCCGGCCCCGCCUACCCGGCCUCGCGCCGACCGCCUGUCCGCCGGUCUCUGCAAGACCCGUCGGUCUGUCCGCUCGCCCGUCCGUCCGCUGCCCCGGUCCCGCUAACCCGAGUGCGCGGGUCGAUUCGUCGGUUCCGGCUGCCGCAAACCUGUCUCCCGACUCCGCGCCGCCUGCCUCUGCUACGCGAGGCCCGGGGAUUGGCAGGACGCGUAGGCCGCGCCGCGGCGGAUGGAGCCGGAAUAAAGAGGCGGCAGAGAAAGCAGCUGGUCUCCGCUUGCCCCGCGCCUGACCCCUGGAGCAGAACCGAUUACUGGGGAAGGCAGAGCCUUCUUGGCGUUGCUGGGACCCUGUCUCGAAGAGCCCCCCUGUCCUGUAGGCUCUCUUCUUGGCUAAUGACAAGGGCUAUCUGACAAGACCUCUGUGCCUUGUGUGAGGUUCUUGUCCGUUCCUGAGAUCCGGUAGCUUCUCUCAGGGUUAGGUUCACCUUAAGCGGGGAAACUGAAGCCGUUACUGUCCAAACCCAGUUUCAUCUUCCCAAGCAUGUCAGAAAGCUGGCAGCAGCCACCGCAGACUCAGCCACAGCAGCCACAGGCACCGCAGCCUCAGCACCAUGCUGCAGAGACACCGCCAGCGCUGGCUGAGCACACGCUGCCCCCGGGCUCAGCCGAGAACCCCCUGGGCUGUGCCGUGUACGGCAUACUCCUGCAACCCGACCCAGGCCUGCAGCCCCCACAGCAUGCACCCCUGCAAGCCGGGGAGCCGGGCCCCAAGUGUGGCGUGUGUGGCCAUGAUCUGGCACACCUGUCCAGCCCGCAUGAGCACCAGUGCCUAGCAGGCCACGACCGCUCAUUCCAGUGCACCCAGUGUCUCAAGAUCUUCCAUCAGGCCACCGACCUGCUGGAGCACCAGUGUGUGCAGGCGGAGCAGAAGCCUUUCGUCUGCGGCGUUUGCAAAAUGGGCUUCUCCCUGCUCACCUCGCUGGCCCAACACCACAGCUCCCACACUGGCAUGGUCAAGUGCUCCAUUUGUGAUAAGACCUACAAGCCAGCUGAGGCUGCCCAGCCGGCCACCACCACCGCCCCAUCACUGCCCUCAGCACCUCCGCCUGCCAACGUAGCCCCCGUGGAGCAACCGGAAAAGCCCUACAGCUGCCCCGUUUGCCAGAAGCCCUUCAAGCACCUGUCGGAGCUCUCCCGGCAUGAGCGGAUCCACACCGGAGAGAAGCCGUAUAAGUGCACGCUGUGUGACAAGAGCUUCAGCCAGUCCUCGCACCUCGUGCACCACAAACGCACUCACAGCUCGGAGCGGCCCUACAAGUGCGCCGUCUGUGAGAAGACCUUCAAGCACCGCUCGCACCUGGUGCGCCACAUGUACGCGCACUCCGGCGAGCAUCACCUCUUCCGCUGCAACGUGUGCGAGCUGCAUUUCAAAGAGUCGUCCGAGCUGCUGCAGCACCCCUGUACCCCGAGCGGUGAGCGGCCCUUCCGCUGUGGCGAGUGCCAGAAGGCCUUCAAGCGGCCGUCGGACCUGCGGCAGCAUGAGCGCACGCACAGCGCGGAGAGGCCCUUCAAGUGCGAUCUGUGCCCCAUGGGCUUCAAGCAGCAGUAUGCACUGAUGCGCCACCGGCGCACACACAAGACGGAAGACCCCUUUAAGUGCGGUCUGUGCGAGAAGGGCUUCGGCCAGCCCAGCCACCUGCUCUACCACCAGCACGUGCACACCCUGGAGACUCUGUUCAAGUGCCCGGUGUGCCAGAAGGGCUUCGACCAGUCGGCUGAGCUGCUGCGGCACAAGUGCCUGCCGACCUCCACCGAGCGGCCUUUCAAGUGCCCCGUGUGUAACAAGGCCUACAAGCGGGCAUCCGCCCUGCAGAAGCACCAGCUGUCUCACUGUGCUGCUGCCGAGAAGCCUCUGCGGUGCACCCUAUGCGAGCGCCGCUUUUUUUCUUCCUCGGAGUUCGUGCAGCACCGCUGUGACCCGACCCGGGAGAAGCCGCUCAAGUGUCCGGACUGCGAGAAGCGCUUCAAGUACGCUUCAGACCUGCAGCGCCACCGGCGGGUGCACACGGGCGAGAAGCCCUACAAGUGCCCCAGCUGUGAUAAAGCCUUCAAGCAGCGAGAACAUCUCAACAAGCACCAGAGCGUGCAUGCCCGAGAGCAGCAGUUCAAGUGUGUGUGGUGCGGCGAACGCUUUCUGGAUGUGGCGCUGCUACAGGAGCACAGUGCCCAGCACAGUGCUGCCGCCGCAGCCGCGGAGGGCGCCUACCAGGUGGCAGCCUGCUUGCCCUAAGGCCUUGGCGCCGCCACCUGCCCUGUCUAGUCUUGCCUGCUUGCAGCUGCAUGGCAGCAAGCCUGUCAGUCAGCUCCCUCCUCAGGAGUCAGGACCAAAGGGCUCUUCUGGGCAGGUGGAGGGUGCGCAUGUUCAGUAUUAGCACCAGCCUGGCCGUGGGAAGAGCCAAACUACUGUGGCCAGACCCCGAUUCCAUUUACUUCUUCCCCAUGACAGGACUUGCUUUCUGAGAACCUGCUGCACCCUUACCUGUAGGGAACUUGAAUUCUACCUGUAAUCAGGUGCCUCUGCCCCAGGAGUGGGGGAUGCCAACCCAAUUUCCCCAGAUCUUUCAGCCUAGUUAGAAAGCUGAUGGCUUGGGAAGAAGUCAGUAUGGUUGCUUCUCAAGUUGCUUUUUUAUUGGGGGUGGGGGGAGGCAAGCUUGUGACAGAUCUGGGGACUUAGAAUAUAGACCACAGAGCUACAGUCCCCAACUGCCCAGCUAGGACAAAUGUGCCCCAACCCCAAGUUUCUGAUAGUUAGAUAUGUAGGAUAGGAGUCUGCAGGUACUGUCUGCUUGGAGACUAGGGGCCCAGUUAGGGUGGGGGAAGCAGAAACAUUCCACCCUCAGGUCAGCCAGUGCUGUCCACAGGGAAAGGGACACAAGCAGCCCAUGUGCUAAGGGUGGUCCUCAGUCUGUGGAAGCCCCUCCUGCCUGUGAGUGGUUCUGAGCUGCAGGGGAAUGAGUGUGCCCGGAGCAGAGCUGUUGUGUGGGAGUGGAGGACCGUUGGUCCCGACUCCCAGCUUCACCCCUGGGCUGGGGAGGAAGGACGGCCAAGCCCAUGAUUUCCCCGGCAGAUAUAAACAGGUCCCUUCCUACGUUGUGUGAACCAAAGUGUCUGGGCUCAGAGUCAUAGGCUUGUCCCAGCCCUACCUGAGGGCCGGAGGGAGUGCCAGGUGCCCAAGGUGAGGACUGUCCUCUUACCCCACAGAGCCCUCAGGCCCUAAGGAUUGUCCAUUGCCAAAACAGCCUGCUGUCCUUUGAGCCCUGGAGCCCCUUAGGUCUUUGGCUUCUCACAGCCUGCUCCCUGUAGCAGACGUGGAUGCACAAGAAUUGGGAAGCCGAGCAGGCAGCAUUCUUGGUGGGUACACGGUCAGCCACCAUCACCAGACAGCCAGAGCCACCACAAGAACCUGGAACGAGAACCUGGAGGACCUUUGUUGUCGCAGUCAUCGUUCUGAACCCAGCACUGACCACGCCCCUUUCAGCCCCCCCUCCCUGCCCCCCAGAGUCUUGAAAGAAGACUGAUCACUAAGGGGCCAGAUGGGUAGAAGGAAACCACCUCACCUCAUCUGAAAAGUCCAGCUGGCCACAUCCGGCUGCUCUGUCUGCCCAGGUUCUGUCCUGAGUCCACAGAGACUGAGGUUAGCACUUAUCUCGGGUUGACUCUUGGUCACAGAGCCUAAAAAGCUGGCACUCAGGCUUAUAACAGCCUGGUCCUAACUGCUAGGGUUUUUUUUUUUUUUCUUUCAUUUUUGCAUUCUAAAAGCUGUUUAUUAUACUAUUCAUAACAUUGUAUAGCUUAAUUUCAUGUCAUUUUGGAUCAUAUAUAAAUAUGAGAGUUUGGAAUUUUUAAAAGAAUGACUCCAUUUUAGGCAGCCACUUUUGAUGUUAAUAUACAGUGAGUUUGAUGUGUGCUCUAGAAGUAAAGACAUUGACCGGUGCAGCCCACAGCUCUUCUACUUGUUCUUUGCAGAGGGUUUGUUGGGAGGUGCAGAGGCUGAGAGACAAAGCAGACCAAAGGAGCAGGUUGGAGCGAGGCUUGAAUCCUGAGCUUUGAGGCUCCUGGCUGUGUAAGCUUGGACUGGUCACUUAACCUCUUUGGGACAUAGUCGCCAUAUCUGUCAAAAAACAGAUUGGAAGGUUAACUUGCCCCACUGUUUUGAGAGUUGCAUGGAGUCAUUGUUGAGACUCUGCAGGGAAGCCACAGACAAGCCAACAGCUACCAAUGCAGCAUACCUCACCCCUCUUGACUAAGGUUCAGUCUUAACCCUCGAGGGAGCUGGACCAUGAGAGACCAGCAACUCAUGAAAGGCCAGAAGCUACAGAUGGCAAAAAUAAACAAAUAAGUAAGUAAGUAAGCAAAUAAAUAAAUAAUGUAUUCAGGUGCUCCCUGGAACAGUGGUGGCCCCACCUAGCCCAGCUGGCCCACACUCCUCCUUCUCAGUCUGUCCGACAGUGAGCCCUCUGUGAAUCGAACCCGGGCAGGACCUUUUACCUUAGUUCUUCCACGUAUUUCUACUGUACACCAUCCUUGUCCUCAACUGCAGCUCACAUGCCUCCAUUUCUCAAAGGCCAGAGUGGGGCUGGAAAGGAGAACUAGCCAAGGGCUCCUUGUCCUAGAUAAGGAUAGAAAAGUUCAAAGGACAUGCAGCUACCCACACUAUAACUGUUCAGAAACUUAUGAUGAGACCCCAUCUUUUCUUAUCCCCUCUGUGGCCCCUGGGAAGCCAAGAAGUUCCUUCCUGUCGGCUUCCACCACUCAGCAGCUAACAGCAAGGGGCCUUUGUGGCUCUGCCAGGCUUAAGACCCAGUUUCUUUUCUAGUUGUGUGGCAAGAUAAAACUCUGUUUAGUGGGCAGGAUAGAUCGGGACAGACCUGUCCAGAUCAUCUCAAGGCUCAGAGAUUGUCUAAGCCACACAGGUAAAAGACAGGCAGUGUGACCUGAGAGCCACCCAAUCUGGCCAGGGGAAUGAAGGCAACAAAAUGCUCUCCCUGCCCAGCUGGUGUUCGGCUUCUUCUGUGCAGACAGAGAGACAGGUCCUUAAAGGGCCUGCACCUUCCAGCACUGUCGUGAAAGGUCAUUUCCAACCCGUACGUCCCUCCUGGCCUGUAGCCCUGUUCUUCCUCCAGAGCAGACCUCUGUCCCAUGCUGGAUGACUCUGCAGGAGUCCCCCAAACUCACAGCUGACUCUCGUGACAAGGCCUGCAUCCCAUCCUCAACGAAGUGAUUUUGUCCCUGAGCAGUCAGUUGUACGUAGCUUCAGGAAGAGCCUUGGCUGCUAUCAGUCUACAUUCCCAGCCAUCUCUGCUGUAGGCUCCUGUAAAGGUCGGUCUGUGGGGAGGCAGGAAGCUCCCUCCUCACCAUGUCCCCACCCCAGCCUGGCUCUACAAUCCUAUGUUUGCUUCUUCCACAACCAUAACGUGAAUACCUGCUGUUUCCCAGGCGUAAGGCAAGAGCUUCACCCGAGCGUUUCAGAACUGAGUAGAGUAGGGGCUGAGGAGAAGGCUCAGUUAGUGCAGUGCCUGCUGCUCGAGCAUGAGGCUCCGAGUUUGGAUACCCAGCACCUUCAUGGCCGUGUGAUUCUGUGAUCCUAGGCUGAUAGUGGGAGGAGCACAGGUGGGAGAAUGACGAGACAGACAUACAGACAUUCCUGGUGUUCAUACCAGUCAGUCGAACCACUUGAGAGACCCUGUCUCAAAAAAACCGUGAGGUGAGGAGUGAUUGAAGAUACCUGAUGUUGACUUUACCCUCUGCGUGUCUGUGCACCCACAGACAAGCACACGGUAAAAAUGGCCACUGACACCUGGGCCCUGUAAUCUCCACGCCACCCCAUCUUAUUUCUGAGCCUGCCCUUCUGCCAGCCCCAGACCCUGAGCUAGGAUGCAUGUUCUCCAUGUUGCUCUGUAAUAAACAUUACUGUUACUUUA
This is a messenger RNA of Mus pahari (shrew mouse), 6104 nucleotides long. RefSeq names its product zinc finger protein 319 (gene Znf319). The record is from RefSeq and is a predicted model, not a curated record. Bases 665 to 2413 code for a protein of 582 amino acids. The transcript is spliced from 2 exons. Lineage: Eukaryota; Metazoa; Chordata; Mammalia; Rodentia; Muridae.